AUGACUCGUCAGCUCUCUAUUCGUAGUGUUAAAGGCAAUAUCUAUAAGAUUGAUGUACCAGAAGAUGCUACUGUUGGCCAAGCCAAAGAAAUUUUCCGUGAGCAAUGCGAUCCAGAAGCAAAGGAUAUUACAUUCAUCUUUAAGGCCAACAGGCUCGAUAAUUCCAAGCUUAUUUCAUCCCUUGAUAUCAAGAAGACAGAUUUCUUCAUUGUCCAUAUCGUCAAGAAACCAGCAGCUCCAAAGCCAGCAGAACCAGCUCCAGCAGCCGUUGCCCCAGCACCAGCUCCAGCUCCACAGACCCCUGCUCCAGCAGUUCCAAGGGCAGCUCCAUUACCAGAACUUGUUCAACCAACUCAGCAAAAUCAGUUUGACAUGGACGCUCUUGUUUCCAGUCCACAGUUCGUUACAGCUGUUAACUCCCUUGAGGAACUCGGUUUCAAGGAGGAAGAAGCUACUGCAGCUCUCAAGGCAGCCAAAGGAAAUGCCGAACUCGCUUACAACUUCUUAGAGCAAGGUUACAUCCCAUCUGAGCAGGAUAUAGAAAAUCAACAAAACUUAAUAAACCAACUCAGAGAGAAACUUACUGCUGAGCCAUCUUUAAUUCCACAAUACAUCUUGGCAAUCGCAGCACAGCACCCAGAUCGCGCACAACAGUACAUGGCCAAUCCAGAACAGUUCCUUAAUGAUUAUGGUCUUGAUCCAAACAAAUUCGAUAUCCCACAAAUCAAGGAACAACUUAACGCUGCAAGUCAGGAAAUUGAAAACCUUGCAGCCAGCGGUGAUUUCGCUGACGCUCCAGAUUCUUUCCCACAGCAGGAAAUGAACCCAAUGCAGGCCAGAUUGAGCUCUUACUCACCAGAGGAGCAGGAAGUUCUCAAGAGAAUCUUCGAGAUCUUCCCCAACCAGGACCAGUUCACAGUUAUCCAGGUUUACGAGGCUUGUGGUAAGGAUGAAAACCAAACUGUUAACUGUCUUCUUUCAAUGAUGUAA
Molecule: messenger RNA, 990 nt
Organism: Trichomonas vaginalis G3
Lineage: Eukaryota; Parabasalia; Trichomonadida; Trichomonadidae
Product: UV excision repair protein RAD23 family
Exons: 1
Coding region: 1-990 (329 amino acids)
Biological process (GO): proteasome-mediated ubiquitin-dependent protein catabolic process; nucleotide-excision repair
Cellular component (GO): nucleoplasm; cytosol
Molecular function (GO): polyubiquitin modification-dependent protein binding; damaged DNA binding; proteasome binding
Source: RefSeq, a predicted model, not a curated record